AUGGGUUGCCCAGCAUUUCACUACUCAACAUUAAAUCUGGCUAACAAGGAGGAUGGAAAAGGAAACAGCACUCUGAUCAUGGCGGCUAAGGUUGACUGCAAGAUGGUCGAGAUAAUCCUCAGCUACGGUGGCAAUCCUAAUCAUGCCAACCAGAAUGGGGAUAUGCCCCUGAGCAUAGCUGCGAACAGGUAUGACAAAGAAACCAUAAACUCUCUCCUACAUGAGGGAGGUGAUCUUGAAACAGCCGUUGUGAGGUUGACAUCAUCUUUGAGACAUGACUCCCAGGAAAAGCUUCGAGAGAACAAUGUCAUCGGUUUUUGUUCAAGGCCUUUGAUUUUCUUGUUAGCUGACGAUGCGUACUUGAGAUGCAGGGACCCAAUAAAGACAGCAUUUCGCGUUUCUAACGAUAUCAAGAGGAUUAAACACGUAAGGAACGAGUUUGAGACGGAGUUCGAGUUGCUGAUUGAGAACGCAGACACAUUUGCGUAUACGUUUCUGGACCAAUGUGAUAAGAUGACGGAUGCUAAAGAAAUUAUUCUUUACCCGGAGAAUCUGCUGAAAACGGCUAUCAAGCAGGAAAAGAAACAGUUUGUUUCCCAUCCAUUCAAUCAACAGAUCAUCAAUGAGAGUUGGAAUGGAGAUUUUAACAACACACUUCUUUAUGGUAAAACCCUGAUAGCAUUAAAGUACAUUGCUAGUCCGAUAAUGCUACCAUUGCUCUUUCUGAAGUUACUUCUGGUCGAACUUCCCAGAGGAAUAAAGUUCAUGGAGUCUUCUUUCGCAGAACUCCUCAAGUUGAAGUUCACUCCUUGCAUGUGCUUCAUUACGGACGCAUUGAACUACUUGAUUUUCCUGAUGAUACUGAUAUGCGCUUGUAUUUUUCCUACAGAUGGAAAAUACCAAGUUGGGGGAACGGAUUACUUGCUCUAUUUCUGUGUCUUAUCUCGUUUGAUCAUUGAAAUAGAUUUCCUGGUGCAGCAAGGUUGGGGAUACCUCCGGCAUUUUUGGAAUAUUGUAGAUAUCAUUGUCAUAGUUAUGCUAUGCGUGGGAGCCGUCCACAAUGUGAUGAUUCAGUACAGGGUUGAUGGCCUUCUGAAGGAACAUAAAGAAAAGAAGGAAAAAAUUGACUACAAGGCGACUGAAGGAGAUCUGAUGCGAUCACAUCAAGAUUCCAUGAAUGUUUACUACAUGUAUGCGGUUGCAGAAUUUAUCCUGACGUUGCGGAUUCUAGGUCUUUUGGAAGUCUUUAAAUCACUUGGAACAAUGAUGAUUGCACUAAAGUACCUAGUAAUAGAUGUACUAAACUUCGGAAUCCUAUUGCUUACAGUAAUCUUUGGAACAUCAAUAGCGAUUUACAGCAUGACGAUAAGCAUUCACCGAUGGAACAAGGAACUCAAAAGCUCAGUGGCAAUAUUCUUUGACGGUGCUGAAGACCACAUUUUCACAUUGCUACCAUACAACCACAGCCAUCCCGAGGGGGAGGUCACCGCUCCAGCUGUUUUCGAGACCUUUUAUGACACUAUGAGGAAUAUCAUGUGGUCAACUUUUGGACUUCUUGAUGUUGUGAAUUUGGCAGUGGAACACGAAGCUCGCACAACAGUCUUCAUCAACAUCAUUCUCAUCUUAUACAUUCUUCUUUCGUGUGUGCUGCUACUCAACAUGCUCAUAGGCAUCCUUGGAAGCACUUUCGAUAGAAUCAAGGACAACUGUGACAUUGAAUGGAAAUAUGCUCGCAGCAAACUCCUGAAGGAUUACAUCAGAGCGCAGCCUCUCUUAUUUCCGUACUUCGCCAUAUUCUUCCCUUUCAUCAUCUGGUUCAGGAGACGGUUAAGAGAAGAACGGAGCAGAAAGAAGGAGAAAGACACCAGCUUGACAACAAAUGAAGAGACGGAACGGGAUAAGCUGAUUUCUGCCCUUUGUGAUAGAUUUACGUGUGGGAACCUGGUGGAAGAAUCUGGCGGAAAGUUUAGUGAUAUGGACCAAAAUGGCGGAACGUUCGAACAAAGGAUAAAGAUAAGGAGGCAGAGAUCUGUGUUACACUCAUCUGUUAAGGUGAAGGAGCAGAACGCAGGAGCAACAACAUGAAUUUGUGAAACAUUUUAGUCAAAAUGAUGGUUAAAUCUUUCCAAAAUUUUUGAAUUUGAAUUUGAAGAAUUACGAAUAGAAAUUUUCCCCGCAAAUUGACAAUAACUGUA
This is a messenger RNA of Bolinopsis microptera, 2195 nucleotides long. Its product is annotated as transient receptor potential-gamma protein-like. Gene Ontology annotation, molecular function: store-operated calcium channel activity; inositol 1,4,5 trisphosphate binding. Gene Ontology annotation, cellular component: plasma membrane; cation channel complex. The coding region runs from base 1 to 2085 and encodes 694 amino acids. Lineage: Eukaryota; Metazoa; Ctenophora; Tentaculata; Lobata; Bolinopsidae. The record is from RefSeq and is a predicted model, not a curated record. Gene Ontology annotation, biological process: calcium ion transmembrane transport; regulation of cytosolic calcium ion concentration. The transcript has 2 exons.